GUUUGCUCACGGAGUCCGUGUGGUCCUCGGCGUCCCACUCCCCGCUGCAGCCCCAGCUCAGCCUCCUCCCCUUCGGACCCGCCCUGCCCGCUCCCUCACGACCUGCCCCGGCCACAGUGUCCCCGGCCCCGCAGCCGUCCCGGGGGAGGCCUCGCGCCCAUGGCGCUGCAGGCGCUGCAGAGCUCGGGGGUGGCCUUCCGCAAGAUCCUGUCUCACUUCCCCGAGGAGCUGAGCCUGGCGUUUGCCUACGGCUCCGGGGUGUUCCGCCAGGCGGGACCCAAUUCAGAUCAGAAGAACGCCAUGCUGGACUUUGUGUUUACGGUAGACGACCCUGUGGCGUGGCAUGCGAAGAACAUGAAGAAGAACUGGAGCCACUACUCGUUCCUUAAAGUCCUGGGGCCCCGGGUCAUCUCCUCCAUCCAGAAUAACUACGGAGCUGGGGUUUACUACAACCCCCUGAUCACGUGCGACGGUCGGCUUAUCAAAUACGGGGUAAUUAGCACAAGUGUUCUGAUCGAAGAUCUCCUCAACUGGAACAACUUAUACAUUGCUGGAAGGCUCCAGAAACCGGUGAAAAUUGUGGCCAUGAGCGAGAACACCAGCAUCCGAUCGGCCCUGGACAAGAACCUGAGGAGCGCGCUCACGGCUGCCUUCCUCAUGCUGCCUGAGAGCUUCUCCGAGGAAGACCUCUUCAUCGAGAUCGCGGGGCUCUCCUAUUCAGGUGACUUUCGGAUGGUGGUUGGAGAGGAAAAGGCAAAAGUGUUGAAUAUUGUGAAGCCCAACCUAGCCCACUUCCAGGAGCUGUAUGGCAGCAUUCUGCAGGAGAGUCCCCAAGUGGUGUAUAAAAGCCAGCAGGGCAGACUGGAGAUAGAUAAAAGCCCGGAAGGACAGUUCACUCAGCUCCUGACCUUGCCCAAGACCUUACAGCAACAGAUCAACCACAUCAUGGACCCUCCUGGGAAAAACAGGGACGUAGAGGAGACAUUACUGCAAGUUGCCCAUGACCCCGACUGUGGUGAUGUGGUACGGCUGGGCCUCUCAGCGAUCGUGAGACCCUCCAGCAUCAGACAGAGCGCCAAGGGCAUCUUCACUGCGGGCGUGAAGAAAUCAGUGGUUUACAGUUCACUCAAACUGCACAAGAUGUGGAAAGGCUGGCUGAGGAGAACGUCGUGACUCUGCCCGCCCUGACAAGCGUCUUGCACAGAUGAAUAAAGCGCUCGGUCCGUUUUCAUAGAAUCACAUUGGUUCCUUUGUCGGAGUGAUCAAAUUUGAAGACACUCUGGUUUGUGUAACAUUUGAGUUCUUGAAAGUGUCCACGUCAGACAUUUACCCAGGUGGGGCAUGAUACACUAGCAGGGGCA
This is a messenger RNA of Ochotona princeps (American pika), 1361 nucleotides long. It is a transcript of the gene TAMM41, whose product is annotated as TAM41 mitochondrial translocator assembly and maintenance homolog. The coding region runs from base 160 to 1173 and encodes 337 amino acids. NCBI's taxonomy places the organism in Eukaryota, Metazoa, Chordata, Mammalia, Lagomorpha, Ochotonidae. The record is from RefSeq and is a predicted model, not a curated record. Gene Ontology annotation, biological process: CDP-diacylglycerol biosynthetic process; cardiolipin biosynthetic process. The transcript is spliced from 8 exons. Gene Ontology annotation, molecular function: phosphatidate cytidylyltransferase activity. Gene Ontology annotation, cellular component: mitochondrion.